Molecule: messenger RNA, 2969 nt
Organism: Pomacea canaliculata
Lineage: Eukaryota; Metazoa; Mollusca; Gastropoda; Architaenioglossa; Ampullariidae
Product: serine/threonine-protein phosphatase 2A catalytic subunit beta isoform
Exons: 8
Coding region: 90-1019 (309 amino acids)
Biological process (GO): peptidyl-serine dephosphorylation; mitotic cell cycle
Cellular component (GO): cytosol
Molecular function (GO): protein serine/threonine phosphatase activity
Source: RefSeq, a predicted model, not a curated record
UUUUUUUAUAAUCAACAUUUGCUACAAAUGCUGGAUCCGUCAGAGGGCGCUCUGUGGAUUCAAAAAUUAAACUAAAACAGUCUUAUAUCAUGGAAGAGCGGGCUGCCGCGAAAGAGUUAGAUCAAUGGAUUGAGCAACUUAAUGACUGCAAGCAGCUGACGGAAAACCAAGUGAAAACUCUGUGUGAGAAGGCAAAAGAGAUUUUGUCCAAGGAGUCAAAUGUUCAGGAUGUCAAAUGUCCAGUUACCGUAUGUGGUGAUGUCCAUGGCCAGUUCCAUGAUUUGAUGGAACUGUUUCGUAUUGGGGGCAAGUCUCCUGAUACUAAUUACCUCUUCAUGGGAGACUAUGUUGAUCGGGGAUAUUACUCAGUUGAAACUGUAUCACUUCUUGUAGCUCUUAAGGUUCGCUUCAAGGAUAGAAUAACUAUUUUGAGAGGCAACCAUGAGAGCAGGCAGAUUACUCAAGUGUAUGGGUUUUAUGAUGAGUGUUUGCGGAAAUAUGGGAAUGCCAAUGUGUGGAAGUAUUUCACAGAUCUCUUUGAUUAUCUGCCACUGACUGCCCUGGUUGAUGGACAGAUUUUCUGCUUACAUGGAGGCCUUUCCCCAUCAAUAGACACCUUAGAUCACAUACGUGCACUGGAUAGAAUACAGGAGGUUCCACAUGAGGGGCCAAUGUGUGAUCUGCUGUGGUCAGAUCCUGAUGACCGUGGUGGAUGGGGCAUUUCUCCUCGUGGAGCUGGCUACACAUUUGGUCAGGACAUAUCAGAGACAUUCAACCACAGCAAUGGAUUGACGCUUAUAUCCCGUGCUCAUCAGUUAGUUAUGGAAGGAUACAAUUGGUGCCAUGACCGUAAUGUGGUUACCAUAUUUAGUGCCCCGAACUACUGCUAUCGUUGUGGCAACCAGGCUGCCAUCAUGGAGCUAGAUGAUGCUUUGAAGUAUUCAUUCUUACAGUUUGAUCCUGCACCAAGACGAGGUGAGCCUCAUGUCACAAGGAGGACGCCCGACUAUUUCCUCUGAGGACAGCCAUUGAAGAUAGUACAUGCCUCAACCACCCUGUUCUCCCCAUUUUGUUUCAACCUGUUUGUAGGCAAGAAGAAUCGCUAUUGGAAGAUCUUUGACAGAAUGGCUCCAUUAGGAUUCUGCAAAACUCACUAAAUAACAGGAGCUGCUCUUGUACCCUCCACUACUGUUUAUGUAAAUUUCACAGAGUACAUUGCAGCCCUGCCCCCACCCCCAUCCCCACUUUUGUGUAUGUCUUAUUUUUUUUAUAGUUAAAAAAAGUGACAUAGAGCAAACUAUCUAUUUGAUGUAUAGAAAUGGGACAGCCAACUUUUUACUGUCAGCCUCCAGAUGCCCACUUUGCUGAGUAACUUUAUUGUAAGGUAAACUCGUUAAAUUUCUGUGCAUCUUUCAUAACUUUUUGCCUGAUACCUGUUGGAUAUUUUUUUUUCACAAUGUGGACAAUCUGAAAUAAGUAUCAUCUGCCCAGUCCAACAGAAUGAAAUACACAGACUUGUACAUGUUUAUUUUCAUUGUGAUGACUGUGUUUUCCACUCUAUUUUUCCUCCACUCCAAAAAUCUAACAGAUGUGUAGCAGCCAAUAACAGCUCUGUAGACAGUGUGAUAACUGUAUGUUGUGAGCUGGUAAGCAGAUGUUUUUUUGAAUACUUCUCAUUUUCUUUACAUUCACUCACACCAUUAGCAUUGUGAUCAUCAGUAUUGAAGUUCUUGGGGGUUUUUUCCUUUUCAUUAUCAUUUUACUCUUUUAUUUUCAUCUGCAUGCUAAACCUUUUAUGGCUUGAGUUAUAAAAAAACAUUUAGCUUUUUGAUCAUUUUGUGGCAUUGUGAUAGACAAUAUUUUGGUUUUGGCCUUUCACAGCUUAGGGUUAUGUGAACAGUGUUCAUAGUAUUCACUUAUUCUUACUCUAUGCUUGGUGGUAAAUCAUGACUUGAGACUGAAUCUAUCAUAAAUGAGCUGUUUAAAGUUGGCCACAAGGGUAGUGUAUCAUCAUAGUUAAAGAUGAUCCAACACAAUAAUGUGAUUUAAUGUAAUAGAUAAAUUCUUACUAACCAGCAUGUGUCCUUCAAUACACUGCUGCGUCUCUUCCCCAUUUUUACCUUCCCAGUUACUGCCAACUCCCCAACCAUAACACCAUUUCAACAAAGCAUUUCUUUAUUCUGUUUCUGGUGGUUCAUUUAGAAUAAAUUAUACAGACUUUACACCAACAACAUGGACUAUGUAAAUUACAGAAAACUUUUAAUUCAAAUAGUUCUGGCUUUGCAGAAGUGGUUGAAGCUGUUGAGGAUUAUAUUGGUUUGGCUCUUGUGUUUAAUAUUCAGCUGAAGUAGUUCAGUGUGUUUUUGUCUAUGUUCAUGAAACCUUUGACAAGCUGUCCCACAAAGUGCACAUUUACUCAAAGAACUGAUUUUCAGUAUUCCCACAACAGCAACUAAAUAUGUUUAAAAAUUCAUUUUUGACAGAUGUGAAAAGCUUUUUUUUAUGUGUAUGUGUCUGACACUCAAGUUCUCCAGGGCAGAGCACAUAAAGACAGUUUCUUAAUACAUGUUCUUUCUUUGCAUACAGCAGAUUGAAUUGUGCAUGGUCUAACAUAUUGGUUUGCUUUGCUUUUUACCCCCUUAACAUCCAGUACCUUGGUCCCUUUGUAAAAAGUAGUGCUGUUCCACUGCACUUCUGGUACCACCCACAUCAGUAUGUGUACUUCACUGGCCUCUGAUACCCAGCAGUAUGACUCAUUUAAAAAAAACUUAUCCCAUUGAGCAAUGAGGAACAAAAAAUAAAGCAUGUCAUAGAUAAGUUAUUUAUAUCCAAACUGUGGUAGACUGACGUGACUUGUCUUGAAUACAGAGUUUGUGUGUUGGCUGCUCAUCUCAGUGCAAAAUGUUUUUAAAAAAAGAAAAGGAAUGUAAUCUGCUUGUAAAAUAAAACAGUAAUUGUUGUUCAGCAAA